CUUCGUAGAAAGUCAUGUAUGAGUGUGUAUAAAAGAAACCUUUUCACCAUCGAAAUGCAUUACAUGCCUAAAAAUGAUUGGGAAGAAUGCAUAUCUGCUUUGUUUCGUUUUGUUGUGUGUGGUGUACAGCAAACGCUCCGAGUGUAAGAGUAUAUUCAGUAAACCAGAUGUUAUCAAAACCGAAGAUCUCGAGAAAGGAGGGUGGCAGAUGAUUUUCCGGGCAACAUCCGGUAAUAAGCAGAGCGUGUAUGAUGCUUGGACGAAAGGUGUUGGCACAAAUCAAGAUAAGCCUAACACGAUGGAGCGGUCACGUGGUUUACACUAUCGGGAUCCUAUUGUUUCUGGCUGGGCAAACCUUGGUAUACAGUAUGUAAAAUUAGCCCUCUAUAACCAAGAUGGCGAGGUGGCUCACGUGAUCUUUAACGGAAGAGGAAGUGACGUAAACAACUGGUUUGAUAAGAAAAAGAUCAUGUCUUCAAGCUAUUCCGAUCUGACGUCUAUUGACGCUUUCAAUAUUUUCUCAAUAGUUGGAGAUUACCGACAAGGUUCUCUAGAAAGGCGAUUUCUCAUAAACCGUUCUUACGCAGGGUGUGACAAAGAUAUCGGACACAUUGCUGUGAUAGAUACGAAAACUAUUCCUGCGAAGGGAUGCACGUGGGAUCAACAUCCAGUUUACCCACAAUUCCUGUAUUCAUUGAUUGAUGCCGCUGAUGUUUGGAAUCGUAUGCAGUUUGGUAGAGCCGAUUUCAUGGCAGUUUUUAUUAAAACUAGUAACUAACUAAAUGUCACAUAAUUAUUUUGUUAUUUACAAGAGUAUGCAAAAUUUCAAACAACAAUAAGAAGUCCCAUCAUGGUUAACGACGUUUUAUCUUCUCAUACAAAAAUUGCAUAUUAUUGUUGUAAAUAUUAAAUCAUAAUAAAGUGAUAUAUCAUGAUAAA
Molecule: messenger RNA, 939 nt
Organism: Mercenaria mercenaria
Lineage: Eukaryota; Metazoa; Mollusca; Bivalvia; Venerida; Veneridae
Exons: 3
Coding region: 74-778 (234 amino acids)
Source: RefSeq, a predicted model, not a curated record